AUGAGCCAAAAGUCUUUAUAAGAUUUUAAUAAUACUUAUGGAAGCCUAAUUGCAAUACGAAACUCUUAAUGCUUAUACAAUGAUCAGAACAGAAUAAACAUCAUCUACAAAUUAGAAAUAAAUAAAUCUCAAUAACCAUAACUCAAUACAUCAAUAACACAAGAGAUUAAACUUUAAAAUGAAUUAGCUCGAAAUAUCAAAUAAUACCUCAAAAUUAUUGAGUAUGCAAUUGAAGAAACUGAGUAGAAUAAAAAAGUUUAUAUGGUAGUAUAAAAUGAUGAAUUAAAUAAUUCUAUUUUAUAUUCCUUUAAAGAAAUCGAUGAUAAGCCCUCUAAAAUAUAAUAAUUCAAAAAGAUUUUGUUACUAAUGAUGGAUUUAGAGAAAAAAAAACCAAAAAUAUUUUAUUUUCGAAAAAAUAAUAUAUUCUAUGUUGGAAAUUUAAUUUAUUUAACAAUUUUUGGAUGGACCUAAGAUUUUUUAAUCUCAAAUGCUACGAAUUAAAAUUUAAAGAAAUUAGAAGAUUUAACCUUCAAAAUUGCUGAAAUUACAUACUUAGAUGAGCAAGGUUAAGAAAAAUAACAUAAACUUACAAAACAUAAAUUGGACCUUGGAAUUUUUUUUUAGUAAAGCAUCUUGAAUAUUGACAGAACACAGAUUUCUAUAUAAGAUAUAAAUAUGAAUUGCCAUGAUGAAGAUUUAAAAAAAAUUGCUAAAAUUAUAAAAUGCUUUAUAAUAAAUAAUGGUUCAAUUUAAUAGAUGAAUCUACAACUUUAAUAAAGGAAUCAGAGUUAAUAAUUUAAAGAUAAAUUAAUUGAAGAAUGGGAAAAAUUUGUUAUGAUAUUAUAAUUAAAAUUAAUGGAUGAUGCAUAAUUAAGAGUUGGACUUGAUUUAUCAAUUCUCAAGGAAUUAUCAGCCGAUUAAUUAGAUAAAUAUAUUUAAAUCUAAAAAGGUGAAUACCAAAGUGGUAAUAUUUAGAAGAAAAAAAGAGCAAGAAUACUAAUUUUUUAAGCUGAACAAAGAUAAUUAGCUCUCGGUAUGUUAAAUAAAUAAAAUAAGGAUUUUCACCCAAAUUUAAUUUAUUUCCUUAAGGAAAAUGAAUUAGAAUAGUUAAAAAAUGAUAAAAAUCUUUUGAAAUAAAUACAAAUUGAUGAGAAUAAAAUAAACAAAUAUAUUGAUUUACUGUAGAAAAUGUCACUUUGUCAAUUAGAUUAAGUGGUUUUGGACAAUGAAUAAUUAAGUUUAAUCCCUAUUAAAAUGCUGUAAUCGAUUUAAAAUAGUACAAUUUAAGAGUUCUGCAGUAAAAAAGAAUUUGCGAUAAAGCAAAGUGCUAGUAAAAUAGAGCGCUUUGAUUUUGAAAAGGCUUUGGAGGCCAAGGAUAAAUAUAAUAAAUUUCAACUUACAAUUAAUAAUAAGAGCUCUAUUAAUGCUGAUAGUCUACUGGAAAAUUAAUUAACAUAUUAAUAAGUUCAAUUAUUAAAUGAGAACACAUAAAAAACAUAUAGAGAUACAAUUAUAAGAACAAUUGAAUCUAAGAGAAAUUCAACUAAUAAGAACGAUCGAACCUUGUUGGAAACGUUAACAAGAGUUUUAAACCAAGGUUUCUAAGAAUUAGAUCACCAAUAGCCACUAUAUAUUGAGAAUUUUCGUAAUUAAUUGUAUAUAAAAUAAUAAAAGGAAGGAGUUUAUUUUAGGAAUUUAAAAUUUAAUGAUAGGAACAACCUUAAUUUCUCUGAAAAAGUGAAUGAAUUUUUUAAGUAUUGCUUUACAGGGGAUAUAUUAUACAAUGAAAAAUUUAGUUAAUAUCUUAGAGAAUUCUAAAGAGUUUCAAUUUCAAAUUAUGAUGGCUAUCAAAUAAAUGGUAAGAAAUAAGGUUUAGGAUUGAGAAAAAUAAAUGAAAAUCAUCUAAGAUUUGGAAUAUUCUAACUUGAUUAAUAAAUAUGGGGUUGGGAAAUUGUCUUUCAAUCUUAAAUUAUCAGUUUUUAUAAAGGACCUUUUUUAAAUGAUCAAAAGGAUGGAUAGGGAAUAUAAUAAAAAUGUAAAUUUUAAGACGAAAAAGUUUUAAUUGAAGAAUAUGUGGGUGGAUUUUAGAAGGAUAAGAAGAAUGGUACCGGUGAGUUAAAUAUUUAUAAUAAUUCUUAAUUAACAACUGUCAUUAAAGGGGAUUUUAAAGAUGAUCAAGUGCAUGGUAUUGCCACAAUAUCUUAAAAUGGUUAAAUAAUUUUCUUUGGUUAAUUUAAAAAUGGGAAAAAAAAUGGAUAAGGAGAAGAAAUAUAAGAUUAAACCAGAAUAACAGGGUGUUAUUUGGAUGACAAAAAAACUGGUAUUCAUAUUACGAAACGUCCAGAUGGUACAACGGAAACUAAUGAUUAUGGGUCACCUGCAUGUUCUGUGUUCUGA
Messenger RNA from Paramecium tetraurelia, 2397 nucleotides. RefSeq lists its product as uncharacterized. The record is from RefSeq and is a predicted model, not a curated record. Lineage: Eukaryota; Ciliophora; Oligohymenophorea; Peniculida; Parameciidae. The transcript has a single exon.